Schistocerca nitens (vagrant locust) is the source of this 5131-nucleotide messenger RNA. RefSeq names its product potassium channel subfamily T member 2 (gene SLO2). The coding region runs from base 22 to 4431 and encodes 1469 amino acids. Gene Ontology annotation, molecular function: intracellular sodium-activated potassium channel activity. Gene Ontology annotation, biological process: potassium ion transport. NCBI's taxonomy places the organism in Eukaryota, Metazoa, Arthropoda, Insecta, Orthoptera, Acrididae. The transcript is spliced from 25 exons. Gene Ontology annotation, cellular component: membrane. The record is from RefSeq and is a predicted model, not a curated record.
UCUCAUGGGGCGCGCACCACCAUGGGCUCGUCCAGCCGCUAUUCCUCCUACAACUGCCUCACGUCGUGGGACAGCUACGACCGCAUCCCGAGAGUCCGUGUGGAGUAUUACGUCAACGAGAACACGUUCAAGGAGCGCCUGCAGCUAUACUUCAUCAAGAAUCAACGGUCGAGCCUGCGCAUCAGGAUCGCAAACCUGGUGUUCAAGCUGCUCACGUGUAUGCUGUACAUCGUCAGGGUUAUCACCGACAACGACCCGACGCACGCAUCAUGUUACGGCUGUCCACCGGGCAACAACUCCGAGUACAUGCGGUCGAGCAACCUGACCGACGAGGAGUUCCAGGAGAACCCGGUCAUCAACUGGGACGCCAUCCUCUGGGUGAACCGGUCGCUGCUCAUGUGGAUCGUGCAGGUCAUCCUGGCCAUCAUCAGCCUCACCGAGGCCCUGCUUCUCGCCUACCUCGGCUACAAGGGAAAUAUCUGGCAGCAGCUGCUGUCCUUCCACUUCAUCCUCGAACUCGUCAACACGAUACCCUUCACGCUGACGCUUCUGUGGCCGCCACUGCGCAACCUGUUCAUCCCAGUAUUCCUCAACUGCUGGCUGGCGAAGCACUCCCUCGAGAAUAUGUUCAACGACCUGCACCGGGCGAUGCAGAAGUCGCAGUCUGCGCUGUCGCAGCAACUGAUGAUCCUGUCGGCGACGCUGCUGUGCCUCGUCUUUACCAGUGUGUGCGGGAUCCAGCACUUCCAGCGCGCCGGCCAUCGACACCUCAACCUGUUCCAGUCGACCUACUACGUGGUCGUCACUUUCUCCACGGUCGGCUACGGAGACAUCGUACCCGACAUCUGGCCCUCGCAGCUCUACAUGGUCAUCAUGAUAUGUGUCGCACUCAUUGUGCUGCCCACACAGUUCGAGCAGCUGGCGUUCACGUGGAUGGAGCGCCAGAAGCUAGGCGGCUCCUACUCUUCGCACCGGGCGCAGUCGGAGAAGCACGUGGUCGUCUGCAGCACCACGCUGCACGCAGACACCAUCAUGGACUUCCUCAACGAGUUCUACGCCCACCCACUGCUGCAGGACUAUUACGUGGUGCUGCUGUCGCCGAUGGAACUGGACACGACGAUGCGCAUGAUCCUGCAGGUGCCCAUCUGGGCGCAGCGCGUCAUCUACAUCCAGGGGUCGUGCCUCAAGGACAGCGACCUGGCCAGGGCGCGCAUGAACGAGGCCGAGGCGUGCUUCGUGCUCGCCGCCAGGAACUACGCCGACAAGACGGCCGCGGACGAGCACACGAUCCUGCGCUCAUGGGCCGUCAAGGACUUCGCGCCGAGCGUGCCGCAGUACGUGCAGAUCUUCCGGCCGGAGAACAAGCUACACGUGAAGUUCGCCGAGCACGUGGUCUGUGAGGACGAGUUCAAGUACGCGCUGCUCGCCAACAACUGCACUUGCCCGGGCGCCUCGACGCUCGUCACCCUGCUGCUGCACACCUCCAGAGGACAGGAGGGCCAGACUUCCCAAGAAGAAUGGCAUCGACUGUAUGGAAAAUGCUCUGGAAACGAAAUAUAUCAUAUUGUGCUGGGAGACAGCAGGUUUUUUGGAGAGUACGAAGGGAAGAGCUUCACGUAUGCCAGCUUCCAUUCCCACAGAAAAUAUGGAGUAGCACUUGUUGGUGUGCGACCAGCAGAAUUACCUGAAUUUUAUGAGGAUACAAUAUUACUUAAUCCUGGCCCAAGACAUAUAAUGAAGAAGAGUGACACAUGUUACUACAUGAGCAUUUCAAAGGAAGAGAACUCUGCCUUUAUUCUUGGGAACCAGCAGAAUCAGCUGUGUGCAGAAAGUGGAACUACAGCAACAGAUGACAAGGAUCACAGUAAGGAGACUGGUGAUGGGCAUAACACUAAAACUGAUGGUACCAAACUCCAACUCCAGAUUCCAAACUCCAUCCACGUCACUACAUCUUCUGAUAGCUGUGGAAAUCCAGAAUCAAAGCAAGGUCAGAAAGAGAAUAAUCCAUCCACCUUAACACCAGAUGUAGCAGUUACAGGAAAUCAUCUUGAUGUACCUCGACCUGGAGACAAUCCAAAUCUUUUAAGUCCAGAGAUUCUGAACCAAAGGAGAGGUAGCCGCCGUCCAAGUAUAUUGCCAGUUCCUGACAUGUUCACUAGUUCCUCUCUCAACAUUGCUGUAGAACCACAGGAUGAUGCAGGUGAUGAAAGUGAUGAUGAGUUAGAUGACGAUGUCCCAUGGAGAUCGCCAAGUGAAAAAAUUGCUUCUGGGACUACAGAUGGCUGUAUGACUAAGUCUUCUUGGCUUGGAGAAACUUGUCGCAUUGUGAAAGGCUUUCCACCUGUGUCUCCUUACAUAGGAGUAAGUCCAACACUGUGCUACCUCCUGAAGGAAAAGAAGCCUCUCUGUUGUCUCCAGCUUGCUAAGGUCUGUGAACACUGCAGCUAUAGAAAUGCCAAAGAGUAUAACUGGCAAAAUAAGACAAUAAUAUUAGCUGCUGAUUAUGCAUCCAAUGGAAUUUACAAUUUUAUAAUUCCUCUUCGAGCUCACUUUCGUUCCAAAACUUCACUGAACCCCAUCAUUUUACUGCUGGAACGAAGACCAGAUAUUGCCUUCCUUGACUCGAUAUCUUAUUUUCCUCUAAUAUAUUGGAUGCUUGGUUCCAUUGAUUGCCUUGAUGAUCUUCUGCGUGCUGGAAUUACAUUAGCAGAGAAUGUUGUUGUUGUAAAUAAAGAGAUGUCAAAUUCAGCAGAAGAAGACACUCUUGCAGACUGCAAUACCAUUGUAGCAGUCCAAACAAUGUUCAAAUUUUUUCCUAGCAUCAAAAGUAUCACCGAGCUUUCCCAAUCUUCAAACAUGAGGUUCAUGCAGUUUCGGGCCCAUGAUAAAUAUGCCCUUCAUCUCUCCAAAAUGGAAAAGGUAUUGGCCUUUGGUUCCCAGCUCUACAGUCCAGAUGAUGGUCCUGAAGGGGGGCUUGUGCUGCGAGAGAAGGAACGAGGAUCACACAUCUCCUAUAUGUUUAGGCUUCCAUUUGCAGCUGGUAGUGUAUUCAGUGCUAGUAUGUUGGAUACACUCUUGUAUCAAGCGUUCGUUAAGGAUUAUGUUAUCACAUUUGUCAGACUUCUUCUUGGAAUUGAUCAAGCUCCAGGAUCUGGAUUUUUGACAUCUAUGAAAAUUACAAAAGAUGACAUGUGGAUCAGAACGUAUGGAAGACUGUAUCAGAAAUUAUGUUCAACAACGUGUGAGAUACCAAUUGGUAUCUAUCGUACACAGGAUACCUCACUUGCUGAUUCGUCCCACCCUGACGAGGAGAAUGACUCAGAUGGAGUUGGGGUUACAUACAGGCCAAAAUCUCAAAUUCGAAACUGUCUGGGUUGCGUACAAAACCAGACAUCUGUGUGUUCCAUAAAUUUAGUGGAUGAAGCUCGAGAUAACCACACUCAAAUGAUUGAACGUGCUGAAAUUGCAAAUUUGGUUCGCUCCAGAAUGGAAAGCCUAAAUCUGCCCAGUAUAGAUUAUGAUGAUGUCAGUGAGAAAAGGAGUAACUUGUCUUAUGUAAUUAUCAACCCAAGCUGUGAUCUCAAGCUUGAAGAAGGAGAUAUUAUAUACAUAGUACGACCCAGCCCUUUCUCAGCACAGAAGACAUUUGAACGUCACAACAGCCGCCGGAAGUCAAAUAUUAGUUUCUGCUCUCAACAACUGGUACAACAGAUGGCAAAUUCUGCAGCUGGUAGUCGGCGCGGCUCCACUAUUGGAUUGUCUGGCUAUACACCAACUCCAAGACCCCCUCCACUUGUAACAACAAAAGCAAACUCCCUUUCCCUUCCAGAUAGUCCUACAGUUGCUGGAUGUGCCGCAAGUCCCAGUCCUGCAGGAUGCUACAGAGCACGAUCCAACUCCUUACGUGUUGCUGACGAUAUACUCUUGCGUCGUUCAAACUCCCUGCGUCAGGGAUUGGCACCCUCUGGUCCCACAAGACGAAAAAGCAGCCUAGAAGACCUAGGUUUCUCCUAUGCUUCCAACCAUAGCAACCCCAUUAAGAUAGCAUUGAAUGGAAGCAUUGGUCUAGAGGUGACACCACCAGAAGAAGGAAGCUCACAGAGUGAAAACAGCUGUAGUAACCUUCUCAGUACUGUAGCAACUGGUCUUUCUGUUGGUGGCAGCCCUGCAGGUGGCAGUGGAAGUGUUGGCAUCAGUGUCAGUUGUAACAGUGGCAUAUGUACCAAUACAGGUGCGAGAAGUAGUGGAGGAUGUUCAGGAACUGUAAAUAGUCAAGGACUGGGUAUUUGUGCACAGACUCCAAGUUCACUUGAUGUGUCAAGCCUUGUCAGCUGCAGUGUAGACAGCUGUCAGCCUCCUCCGUCUCCCGGCCCAUGUGCCAGCCCAACCCCUCUGGCUGAUCCCCAACACCUACAAGGUACACUUGUAUGAUAUCACCUUAUGUGGGGGAGGAGACUAAGCAGUGUAGUCCGGAACAAGUGGCUGUAAACUGAUUGCUCCUCAGCCCCACAGUGAUAAAUUCUGAAUAAGAAAAGUAUAACAGCUGAAUCUACUUCAGUACCUUGAAAACUAUAUUGAACUGUGAGAGUCUAUGUGCAAAAUGAGUGAAAUGGUACUGUUAGUACUUAGCUGUUGACAAAUAACAACUUUCUAGUACAACUUAGUACAUAAAAUUAAAUAGGUGCUACUUUGAGAUAUUUUUAAUUUACUGAUAAGUGAAGAAGAAAUGAGUCAUUUUAAAACAACAUAUGUUGUUUACAGAUAACUACAGAAAUUAGGGCAUGUUUUGCUUCCUCGAUAUCUGUCUACUUACUCUUGUUGCACAUAUUGCCUCUUCAACAGACAGAGACUGUUGAUAUAAGCUAAGAAAAAUAUCAGAUGGGCUAAGUAGAAAAGGAAUGAUUCUUCACCAGCCCAUCAUUUCUAUUUUUCUCGAUUAUCAUUCUCUUGGCUGAUAUAUUCUCCGGUAUGGCACCGAAUGAGUUGGAAAUGGGAACAAAUAGUGUGUAGCUGUAAGUUAUCUUGAAGACUUUUUAGAAACUGAAAACUAUUUGGUGUGCUGCAUAGCAGCAUCAUUGCCUUGUAAAUAUCAUCUAUUACAUACCAUAUGUAUAGUGUACAGUGAUAUAAA